Messenger RNA from Oppiella nova, 987 nucleotides. NCBI's taxonomy places the organism in Eukaryota, Metazoa, Arthropoda, Arachnida, Sarcoptiformes, Oppiidae. The record is from the annotation of a GenBank genome assembly.
AUGCAACGCGAAGAUAUUAGUUUAAGACGUAUCCAAAAUCUAGAUCCAGCACUGGCCAACCAAAUUGCUGCAGGUGAGGUGAUUGAACGACCAUCAUCGGUAGUGAAAGAGUUGCUUGAAAACUCGAUUGAUGCAGGUGCGACUGAGCUGAUUAUUCGUGUGGCAAAUGGUGGCAGUACCCUGAUUGAAAUUAUUGACAAUGGUCGAGGUAUUCACGCUGAGGAUCUAGCACUUUCAGUCACCCGACAUGCAACCAGUAAAAUUCAAUCUGCUGAAGAUUUACAUGCAAUUGUGAGUUUGGGCUUUCGUGGAGAGGCGCUUGCAUCUAUCGCAGCGGUCUCGCGUUUAACCUUAACCAGUAGUCAGGAUGAUUCAGGUGUCGGUUACCAACUGGAAGUCAAUGGUACAGCAUUUGAUCAUCAAGAUAUUCAAGCGGUAGCAACCCAACAAGGUUGGUUAGGACAUCCUUCAGAUGCGCGUGCACAAGCCGAUUUGCAAUAUGUCUAUGUGAAUGGUCGUAUCGUCAAAGAUAAGACCAUUUCUCAUGCUUUGCGUAUGGCAUACGAUGUCACUUUAUCUCAAUUCCAAACUGCAACUGCGGAUUUGUCUUCUGCAAUGAAGCAGGAUGGCGCAACAGAAAAUCAAGCAUUGCCAGCGCAGCCACGUUAUCAGGAACAAUUUCCUUUACAUCGCAAUGUACCAACUGAGCAAGAUAAUACGGAAGGCCUGAUUAUUGUCGAUAUGCAUGCAGCGCAUGAACGUAUUUUGCUACAACAAAUGAAAUCUGCAUGGGAUAAACCAGAAUUUUGGACCUCACAGCAGUUGCUUAUUCCUAAAGUCAUUUCGAUUACCCGUAUGCAGGCAACCCGUGUUGAUGAUUUAAAACCACAGUUGGAACGCUUAGGCCUAGAAAUCGAUCAAUAUGGUGAUGACCAAAUCCAAAUGAUGAAGCACAGGCGCUACAGCAAAAGCGUGAUCAAAUUUUAG